GCCUUUCAACCUUAACAAGAAAGCAAUAGCAAACAACAUAUUGCCAAGAAAUCUACAGGGGCUUCUCCAAGCAAUUGUUAGGACUCAACAAUUACCUGAAGGCAUAAAGAAAAAAUAGAGGAGAAAGCUGAUUAAACAAUCAGCUAUUUGCCUCUCCAGUCCUUGGACAGAGAAGCAACUUCAUUAAUUCUUACAUGCUUUAUAUUUACAGUCCAAUUUAAACCAGUCUAGUUUCUGAUUUUUGCUGUUGCAAGGCUAAACAUUGGUUACUGUGGGGAAAAAAUCCACCCAAUUACUUUGAUUUGAAUGAGGUAUCACUUGUAGAUGCAAUAUGAAGCUUAUCUAGACUGCAGUAAAGGCUGAGCAUCUAUUCUCUUUUCUGAGAACCUUUCUGAACUUUUCUGUUUUCUUUGCUGAACUUGGUAUGUAUAAUUCUGCAUGAUAGUCUUGUUUCAGGAUGAAUUACAUGUAUGCGAAACUGUCCAUUGCUCCUUCCCCUCACACAUCUUCCUCUUAUUAUUUCUUUCAGUUUAAUUUAUUAACUCAUAAAAAUGAAACUAUUGGUUAUUUUUGUUACAUCACCAUGAACUGAUGUUUUUCCUAAGGCUUGGCUGAAGAAGCACUGUCUAAAGCCAGUGGACAAUUAAGUGUUCUUUUGGGAGUUCUUUAAUAGAGUUGUCUUUCUAAUGAAUGACCUAUGAAUGAUGGAGCAAUUGGCACAAUGGCUCAUUAAGGCAGCUCAACAUCAUCUUAGAACGGGAAAGGAGAAAAGAUUAUCAUCUUCAGCCUUCUUGAAUGUAGCUGGGGUGGUACUGGUAGUAACAACUGGUUUGAAACCAGCUUUUCUAUAUGAUUACAAUUCUUCUGGGAUUUCUCAGAUCCUGAACUAUGUUCAAUAUCUUACCCCUCAACUUACAUGUUGGCUGCAUAUUCUUAAUAUAGCUGAAAAUGUUCUAAUAAUAAACUUGGAGUUGAUGUGUUUGUGUAUGGAGUCAGUCCUGCUUAGCAAUAAUGUCUUCUUCAUUGAUGUUUCUGCUUUUAGAUCCCGUCCUACCUUUCUACCCAGAAAAGGUGAACCUUAUAAAAACCAUCUGUUAGAGAUAUUGAAUCAUAUUAAAGUAUUAACAGAAGAUACGUCCCAAAUAAUAUCUUCAAGUGAACUCUUUCUGACUGAAUGGAAUCUUUGUACUCUAUUUGGUGUAUUGCUAGGGUAUCCACCAUCCUAUAAUUUUCCUACUCAGAAGAGUUCUGAUAAUUGUCUUACACUAAUUCCACUGAAAGUAUUUACUGUUUGAGCCACAUUUUGUAUGGUAAAUAGUGAUUUCAUAGUUCAGUUUUAUUCUUUCAGCAUCCCAGAACUCUUGUAUCCAGACAUGAACAUGAACCUCAGCACAUGGUGUGAAAAACUUGCAGAUGCUUUUAAAGCUCAAAAAGAAUUUGCUGAUCUCUGCAUUGCAAGUGAGGUGGUUGCUCUAUCAGCAGUGGCCUUGUAAAUAUGAAUCCCAGUUUAGAGACAGUUAACACUGUUUGUCCACAGUAUUCUACUGAUUUGUUUAAAAGCUUCAGAACAGGGCAGUUUGGA
Messenger RNA from Thamnophis elegans (Western terrestrial garter snake), 1582 nucleotides. RefSeq names its product chromosome 5 C1orf74 homolog (gene C5H1orf74). NCBI's taxonomy places the organism in Eukaryota, Metazoa, Chordata, Lepidosauria, Squamata, Natricidae. The record is from RefSeq and is a predicted model, not a curated record.